Molecule: messenger RNA, 1926 nt
Organism: Lampris incognitus (smalleye Pacific opah)
Lineage: Eukaryota; Metazoa; Chordata; Actinopteri; Lampriformes; Lampridae
Gene: nanos1
Product: nanos homolog 1
Exons: 1
Coding region: 94-759 (221 amino acids)
Biological process (GO): oogenesis; negative regulation of translation
Cellular component (GO): perinuclear region of cytoplasm
Molecular function (GO): mRNA binding; zinc ion binding
Source: RefSeq, a predicted model, not a curated record
AAACAAAACACAAGAAACCCCCCCCCCCCAACAAAACUACUUCAGGGAUUACGCUGGCUCUCUUCCUAGCUGUGACGGAGAAGACGAGCGGCCAUGGAUUUUCUCAAUCGAAACUAUUUGAGCGCGCACGGCCCGUACGACUACACCUUUAAUUUCUGGAACGACUACCUCGGCCUGUCCACGCUGGUGACGAAGAGCAGCAAGCUGAGCAUGCCGCCCAACCCCAACUCCAUCACCGAGUCCCUCAAGGCCACGCUGGGCCUGGACGACGCCGCGGCGUGCCCGACGUGCGUCAUCGCGGGCAGCGGCGAGGGCGCGCACCUGAUGAUGGACUGCUGCUGUCCGUCCGGCAGCCCCCCGCCCUCCUCCAUCAUGGAGCUGAAGGAGAGGUUCUCCAUUCUCAGCCCCUUCCACGGCCAGCUGCCGGAGCGGGACACGGCGGGCCUGGCCGGGUUCGACCUGUUCGGCGUGGAGCGCAAGAUGCGCAAGCCGGGCUCCAGGAGCAAGCAGGAGCCCAAGAUCUGCGUCUUCUGCAGAAACAACGGCGCGCCCGAGGAGGUGUACGGCUCCCACGUGCUGAAGACCCCCGACGGGAGGGUGGUGUGCCCCAUCCUGAGGGCCUAUACGUGUCCCCUCUGCAGUGCCAACGGGGACAAUGCCCACACCAUCAAGUACUGUCCGCUGUCCAAGGAGCAGCCGGCCCAGCGGCCGCUGAAGGGGGGCAGGGCGGUGGGGGGCAAGAGGAUGAAAAUAUUCUGAGCGGACGAACUUCACGAGUCGGAUGGAUUGCACUGAACAUUAUUGCCCCCCCACCCCCCACCAACAACCCCCCCCCCACCACCCGGAUGACGGUUUGUUUUGUUUCGGCUCUGUGGCCUUUACCCCGGUUUGUUCUUCCCUCGAGACCUCUCAUUAUAUAUUUUUAUAGUUCCUUUACCGCGUAGAUAAGCGUGCUGCUUCAUACAGCUUGGUUUAUUUGUUGCUAGUUUGUAGCCAAUGUGCGCGUGUGCAUACAGAUACACCUGUAUCCAGAAUCACAAAGCGGGAAGAAUGAAAACAACAAAACAAACAAAAAAAAAAAAAAAGAAGAAAGAAAGUGUUUUGGUCGCGUAGGGAGACACGCCGACGACGCGGCGCGGGGCUGUCGCGUUUCCCGCGGGUCGCGUGUCCGUCGCGUGUCCGCGGCGCGCCGCCGUUUCAUCCCCUCGUCUUAGGAAACCAAAGUUAUGUUUUUGCCAUUAAAGCUGAAGAAUGUGUCAUCCCACCAACCAGAGGCGGCGUGCGCCUAAACCGGAGAGCCGGGUCUCUGAUCCGGACUCCUCGUCCGCCUGCCCCCACCACCACCACCACCCCCCCCCCCAAAAAAAAACAACAAACACAAAAAGAGUCCACGACGUGUUUUCCAACCUGCUCCAAAGUCGACAUUCAAUCUGUGUAGCAGAAAGAGAGAAAAGGGGAGAAAAGAGGAGGAGAAAAAAAGGAAAACAGCGAGACAAUGCAGCCUCUGUUUACGGCCCAUGUUCUCUGGGGGGACGCUGAGAUCCACUGCUGCCAAGCCAAACCUCGGUCCGGGCCAGCGAGACCGGCAGAGACGUUAGCUUAGCCCGGAUGAGAGCGCGAGAGAGCGCGAGAGAGAGAGCGAGCGAGCCUAACCUGCAUGUUGAUGUUUACAUUCCCAGAAAGGAGGGCGACACACUGGAUUAAUUCUCCCCUGGGGUAUCUCUUCCUCCCUCCUCCUGUCUCUCCUCCGCCCCUCUUCCUUCUGCCCUGACAACGUCUCACCCGCAAGCAUCCUCUCCGCAGUCAGAAGCUGUCACUUUGGGGGUUAAAUAGAGAAGGAGAAGGUGGAGCGGUGCAGCGCCGCCGCGGAUUAAUUAGCCCAGGAGGUUUAUAGUCUUCUUUUUCUUUUCAAAGACCCCCCUCCCC